AUGGGAGAACAAGCUCCAUCCCAUUCAAAGCCCACCGAGGCAAAAUUGCAACGGCAAUAUACCCCGCAAUGGGUCUCCUUGACAGCCGGGGGAGUAGCAGGAGGAGUGGAAGCUGCGGUGACUUACCCUUUCGAAUAUUCAAAAACCCGCGUCCAGCUUCUCCAAAAAGGCGCGGGAACAAGCCCAGCCAACCCCUUACGACUUAUUCUUCAUGUCGCCCAAAAAGAGGGAAUUGGAGCACUCUAUACCGGAUGCUCAACCCUUAUCGUCGGUACGACUGCGAAAGCAGGGGUAAGAUUUCUAUCAUACGACACCAUCCGCAAUACCUUGGCCGAUGAUAGCGGCAAGCUCUCUGCUGGCCGUGGAAUAUUGGCCGGAAUGGUCGCGGGUGCUGUCGAGAGUGUUCUGGCUGUCACACCAACUGAGAGAAUCAAAACCGCAUUAAUCGAUGAUGCCAAAAAUGCUCGACAAUUUCGGUCCAGUCUGCAUGCGGUGACUACACUAGUUCAAAGGCACGGUCCUUCUGAGCUGUAUCGUGGCUUGGUAUCAACCACAAUCAAGCAAUCAGCUACAUCUGCUGUCCGCAUGGGGACAUAUAACAUACUCAAAGAACUCACAAAAUCGCAAGGUAUUGCGCCAAGCGUACUCACAAACUUCAGUGUAGGGGCGUUGGCUGGAGUCAUAACAGUCUAUGCCACUCAGCCUUUUGAUACUAUCAAGACGCGAGCCCAAGGUGUCCAGGGAGCCAGUAUUGAUCAGGCGGUACGCAGCGUGCUACGUGACUAUGGCGUCCGGGGCUUCUGGAAGGGCAGUACCAUGCGUCUAGGUCGAUUGGUGUUGAGUGGUGGCAUCGUGUUCUCGGUAUAUGAGGAGAUGGCAGCUCUGCUCUCAUCCAUAUCAUAUAGACGGUCUGAAAGCUCAAUUUCAUACUAA
Messenger RNA from Penicillium waksmanii, 933 nucleotides. RefSeq lists its product as uncharacterized. Bases 1 to 933 code for a protein of 310 amino acids. Lineage: Eukaryota; Fungi; Ascomycota; Eurotiomycetes; Eurotiales; Aspergillaceae. The transcript is spliced from 5 exons. The record is from RefSeq and is a predicted model, not a curated record. Gene Ontology annotation, biological process: mitochondrial citrate transmembrane transport.